Epithele typhae is the source of this 1353-nucleotide messenger RNA. RefSeq lists its product as uncharacterized. The transcript is spliced from 10 exons. The record is from RefSeq and is a predicted model, not a curated record. Gene Ontology annotation, molecular function: metal ion binding. Lineage: Eukaryota; Fungi; Basidiomycota; Agaricomycetes; Polyporales; Epitheliaceae. Bases 1 to 1353 code for a protein of 450 amino acids.
AUGGCCGUCACGACUGAGGUGCUCUGGGAGAACGCCGUCACGCACCUCCGUGACCUCUCCAAUGCCACCCUACGCCAGAAGAAAGAGCUAGAGGAUCGCGUGGCAGAGCUCGAAGCCGAGCUCUCCGCCGUGAAGAGCGCGUACGCGGCCGCCACUGGACUUGCCGCCCGUGACAAAAAGGCGCAUAACGCGCAACUCUCCUCUCUCAACAAGCAGAUCAUCUCUGGCUUGAACUGCACGCAGGUUGUGUCUCGUCUCCAACUCUCGGAAAGGCUGUCCCGUGCUCAGCCCCAACACGUCCAUCAGAUACAGGAUCCCCUCGUUCUCUGUGUCAUCGACGGUGACAGGCUUCUCUUCCAUCCAUCUCACAUCGAACAAGGCUACCAAGGCGGCCGUCAAGUUGCACAGGACUUCACAAAGCUCAUCGCGCAAGAGCUCGUCUCACAGGGCUUGACCAACUUCGCCCGACUCUCGUUUUGGGUCACCAUCUACACCAACAAACGGGCUGUCCUCACUUUCCUGCGCGAGAAUGGCGUUGCCUCUCCCGACCACUUCGAGGCGUUCCUCACGGGCUUUAGUCAGGCGUCCCCGCGUUUUGCCGUUGUCGACUCCGGUCCCGGCAGAGACAGCACCGAAGUCAAAGUGAAAGAGCACAUUAACACGUACAUCCGGUUCCCGCAAACACUCCGUGUCUUCUGCGGUGGCAUUGACGAGUCGUACUUCUCGAUGGUCGACACUCUCGAGCGCGACGAUCUCACCGGGAAGCUCGUGCUCGUGCAGCCACCUCUCGUCGCGCGUCAUCUGGCGGUCAGGCCGAUACACCUCGAAGGCCUGUUCAGGGAAGAGAAGAUGAACGCCAUUCCCAUCCGGCGUCCUGGCCCUCUCAUCGGUCUCUCAGAAGCUGGCAUCAAUGUGAACAUGGGUGUUGUCACCAACGGCGGACUCAUCAGCCCUCGGUCGGAAAGCCAGAAGUCUAUGCCCUCCCCUCCACCCUCACAUGGAUCGCCGGACGGUCUCAAGCAGAUUGAUCCGAGCAAGCCUCUGCACAAGCAGAACCCACCUCCAUGCAACGAGCAUUAUCUCAUGAACUGCUCUAAAGGGGCGAACUGCAAAUACUCGCACGAGUGGCUUCUGAGUCGGGACCAACUCGACGUCUUGGCCCGCAACGCGAAGAAGGCCCCUUGCAACUAUCUCAAAAACGGCAUCAACUGUCCUUUCGGUGACAAGUGCUGCUGGGGUCACGUGUGUCCAAGCGGUGCGAGGUGCUUCCAUCUCAGCAAGGGCAAGUGCUGGUUCAAAGGAGAUGGCAUGCAUCCUGCCGCAACACCUUCCCCUGGAGUCGAGUCCGUUUAA